Molecule: messenger RNA, 2935 nt
Organism: Notolabrus celidotus (New Zealand spotty)
Lineage: Eukaryota; Metazoa; Chordata; Actinopteri; Labriformes; Labridae
Gene: wipf3
Product: WAS/WASL interacting protein family member 3
Exons: 8
Coding region: 504-1865 (453 amino acids)
Molecular function (GO): actin binding
Source: RefSeq, a predicted model, not a curated record
ACAGUCACUGGUGAAAACUUUUUCGAGCCGGUUCUCAUGAAUCUUUCACACGUUUAUUUUAUCCCACAGCAGGUGUAAUUCGAGGUUAGGGAAAGUGACUCUUUGCCACAGCCAAUAAGCGCAUUCUUUCUCUUCCUCACAUUGGUCCCGUGAUGCGUUCAGGGCGGUGAGGUGUGUCAUCUCGCUGAGCCCCUCCUGUCGCGCGUUACAGAGAAUAAACAGUUAUAAAGAGAGCAUUGUGUUGGACAACUGUAAAAUCCUAAUUUGUUGCCUUUACUGCGUUGAAAUGAGCAUGAAGUGAAGUUAAACUUUCUGGAGGUGCUUUUUGAAGUAUGCAGGAGCCCACACGCCAGAUAAGAAGUGUCCGCGUCUGACUAAAUAUAACUUUGUAACUUUCUGACUUGGGGCUUACUAUGAGGCCAGUUUGCUGUGCUCCAUCUCACUGAAGGCUUCUCUGCAACAGGUGAAUUUCGGAUAUUUCUGAAGGUAUCUGAGACCUCGUCAUGCCAGUCCCCCCUCCUCCUCCUCCCCCUCCACCUCCCCUGGCUCCCCCUCCACCUCCACCCCCACCCAGCGCUGCCCUACCACAGUGUCCAGCUGAGCCUCCUAAGCUCCAGUCGGGUGGAGGAGGGAGAAAUGCCCUGCUGUCCGACAUCCAGAAAGGAGCCAGGCUCAAGAAAGUCACAGAGGUCAACGACCGCAGCGCCCCUGCUGUCGAUAAGCCCAAAACUAGCACUGGAGAUACAUCUAGCAGUGGUGGUGCUUCAACAGGAGGGACAGCACCCAUGGGACCCACAUUGGGUGGGCUCUUUGCUGGGGGGUUCCCAACCCUCAGGCCUAUAGGGCAGAGAGACCUAGCAGGAAAGACUCCAGUGUCGCGCUCAAGCUCCUCCGCCUCCCUGAAGCCGCAGUGGAACCCCCCCUUGCUGGCAGACAUCAGCUCUGAGCCUCUGAAGACUGUAGAAGCCCGGAGCUCCGCCCAUCACCCGCUCGCCCCCUCAUCCUCAGCUCCUCCCUCACCCUCUUACGGCAGCAAGCACCCCCCUCCCUUCCCUGCUUCCUCUCCCCCUCCACUUCCACCUGCCCCUCCCUCAGCUCCUCCCCCACCCCCCCCACCUCAAGCCUUCCAGGACCGUCCAAGCAACAAGCCUCCACCUCUCCCCUCCUGUCCUCCUCCUCCACCUCCCUCCCAGGUCACCAAACCCACCUGGCUCCCCAUCCAGCAUUCACAUUACACCUCCUUCACCCAGCCCUCUACUCCUCCUCCUCCUCCUCCUCCACCUUUCCAGUCCCCUUCUGCUGUGCCAGGGGACCGCUCCUCAGGGUGCUUUUACCCUUCGCAUCCCUCUCCUGUCCACACUGAAUCUUCCAGGUUCCCCAUCCUGCGAGACAGCCCACUGGGUCCUCCUCCCCCACCUCCUCCACCACCUCUUCCAGUUUCUUUCACCCCCAGCUGCCCAUCUAACCUCCCCCCUCCACCACCUAAGGUGCCUCCAGUGCCCUCUCCGACAAUGCGCUCUCUGCCUCCAUCAUACCCCUGCAAUGCCCCCACACGACGUCCGCCUGCUGUGCCCAGGAGUGCUGGUGUUGGUCGGCUGGCUCCUCCUCCUGCUCCUCCGGCACGCUCCCCUUCGACCGAGCUGUCCAGCCGCAUUCCUCCCCCUCCACCACCUCCUCCUCUGCCUCCGUCCAGCCUCAGGAACGGACACCUGCACAGCCUGGAUGACUUUGAAUCCAAGUUCCAGUUCCACCCUGUGGAAGAUUUACCUCCUCCAGUUGAAUUCAAGCCUUUCCCUCGGAUCUACCCCAGCAAAGAAAACAGAGUGAAUGUCAAACCACCUGGGAUGAGGACACACCUCAGAUGAGUCACGCUCAUCUUCAUCCCCCUACACGUAUCAGCAGCUACACUCCUCUCCUUCCUCAUCAUGACAGUAACAGGACAGCAGUGGUGGUUCUCCUUGCGUGUAUGUGUGCCUGUUGUUUGUGUGUAGUGUAUUUGUGUGUGUAUAUGUGAGUGUCAAACAGGGUCCCGCCUUAUUCUGACUAUGUGACCUCUGACCUUUUCCAGUGUGGAAUGUUUUGAAUGUGUGUGAGGAGGAGGGCUCUCCCUACUCAUGCUCAUACACACACAAUCUAGGGACAGUGUCCUCCAGCAGCUAUAUUUAUCAUGACUCCUGACACAGUUUGGAAGCAUGACUGUGUCUACAUACAGAAUAGAGCAUAAGUAGUUUUGUUAAAGAUGUAAUUAUCUUUGAGUUGACGAAGCAGCACUUUUAAAGUUAUAAUUCAAUCAAAAACAAGAGUCUGUCGAUUUGGAGCUGUUUGAGGCUAUCCUCUCAUAAUGUCUUUAGAUUUUGAUGUUUCUUGAAUCUGAGGACAUUUAUCUCUACUGUGAGCCGUUAGCCAGAAGUUGCUAUGCUAUGGCUUUGAAGAAAAUGUCACUGAAAAAAAUGUAGGCAUAUACUUGGAAAGCACUCACCUGCACUUCAGUACAUGCGUCCUUACAGAAUUUAAAAACCCUUGUUCAUAUUGUGUAACUUUCUUGUUUUAAUCUGUUUGUAUCAGUAACGUACUAAUCUCCAACAUGAAUGAAAAAGGACACAUACAUGAGGAUUAUGGGAAAGCAUCCGUUAUCGGUUCCUCUGAGGUGUCGUCUGCUAUGAAUAGAUAAUGACUGAGGUAUAAUGUUUCUUUUCUCCAAAUGCAUUAACUCAGUGCCACCUGCUGGUUCAAUGUGAUAAAAGCAACAUGUGAACUAAAUAAACCACAGUAUUUUGUUUAAAAAAAAGAAAUGUUGUCACACUAUUGAUCACAUUUAGGAACUAACACUGAACUAUACCCUGAACAGAACAGUGGUCUACCUAUAGAGUUGAGUCUUGAUGCAUUUGCAUUGAAGGAGUCAACCCCACAGCUGCAGAAACAGGAUGAUCUAGAU